Messenger RNA from Balaenoptera musculus (blue whale), 2562 nucleotides. RefSeq names its product bifunctional heparan sulfate N-deacetylase/N-sulfotransferase 3. NCBI's taxonomy places the organism in Eukaryota, Metazoa, Chordata, Mammalia, Artiodactyla, Balaenopteridae. The transcript has 11 exons. Bases 233 to 2434 code for a protein of 733 amino acids. Gene Ontology annotation, molecular function: heparan sulfate N-sulfotransferase activity; deacetylase activity. Gene Ontology annotation, cellular component: Golgi apparatus. The record is from RefSeq and is a predicted model, not a curated record.
UACAAAAGCCAAAAGGCUGAGCCGGUGGUAGUGGAUACUGCUGCUUCAGUUUCUUUUCUAUCUAAUGAAACUUUCUCAAGCGUUUUCAGUUCUUUCUGUUUUAAUUCCAGAUUAUAUUUUCUGUGAGUCCUGAUCCAGUGACACAAAUGUGCUGCAAUGGUGACAUAAACUAUUGAUUGAGGCUGGAAAAGUGUCUGAAACAUCGUCUUUUCUUUUCUUCUUUUAUUUUUUUAUGGUGCCUCUAUUGGAACAGUCUGAGGGAAGUAUAUACAACAUGAGUUUUAUCAUGAAGCUGCACAGACACUUUCAAAGGAUGGUGAUUCUGCUUGCCACAUUCUGUAUGGUGAGCAUUAUUAUUUCUGCUUACUACCUGUACAGUGGCUACAAACAGGAAAAUGAACUGUCUGAUAUGGCUUCAGAAGUAGACUGUGGGGACUUCCAGCACCUACCAUACAGGCUGAUGGAAGUGAAGACAAGGAAGCUUUCUGAUGCCUCAAGGACAGACCCCACAGUCCUGGUGUUUGUGGAGAGCCAGUACUCUUCGCUCGGUCAAGACAUCAUUAUGAUUCUAGAAUCCAGCAGAUUCCACUAUCACAUUGAAAUUGCUCCUGGAAAAGGGGAUCUCCCAGCACUUAUAGAAAAAACUAGAGGCAAAUACAUUCUCAUUAUUUAUGAGAAUAUUUUAAAGUAUAUAAAUAUGGACUCUUGGAAUCGAAGCCUUUUAGAUAAAUAUUGUGUUGAAUAUGGUGUGGGUGUCAUUGGAUUCCACAAAACUAGUGAGAAGAGCCUACAGAGUUUUCAGUUGAAAGGCUUCCCUUUUUCUGUAUAUGGAAACCUUGCAGUAAAAGAUUGUUGUAUUAAUCCUCAUUCUCCAUUGCUUCAUGUGACCAGAUCUUCUAAGCUUGAAAAAGGUUCUUUACCUGGAACUGACUGGACCAUUUUCCAGAUUAAUCACUCAGCCUACCAACCAGUAAUAUUUGCCAAAGUAAAGACCCCAGAAAACCUUUCUCCUCCCAUCCCUAAAGGUGCUUUUUAUGCCACUGUCAUACAUGACCUGGGGCUCCAUGAUGGAAUUCACAGAGUUCUUUUUGGCAGCAACUUGAACUUCUGGUUGCAUAAGCUUAUCUUCAUAGAUGCUGUUUCCUUCUUGUCAGGGAAGAGGCUCACAUUGUCCUUGGACAGGUACAUUCUUGUGGAUAUUGAUGAUAUUUUUGUGGGAAAGGAAGGAACAAGAAUGAACACCAAUGAUGUUAAGGCCCUGCUUGAUACUCAGAAUCUUUUGCGUGCACAAAUCACAAAUUUUACGUUCAACCUGGGAUUUUCAGGGAAAUUUUACCAUACAGGAACUGAAGAGGAAGAUGAAGGGGAUGACCGUCUUUUGGGGUCUGUGGAUGAGUUCUGGUGGUUUCCACAUAUGUGGAGCCACAUGCAGCCCCACCUCUUCCAUAAUGAGUCAUCUUUGGUGGAGCAGAUGAUUCUUAACAAAAAAUUUGCCUUAGAGCAUGGCAUUCCUACUGACAUGGGCUACGCGGUGGCCCCUCACCAUUCGGGCGUCUACCCUGUACACAUUCAGCUGUACGAGGCCUGGAGGAAAGUCUGGAAUAUUAGAAUCACCAGCACGGAAGAAUAUCCACACCUGAAACCAGCUAGAUACCGGAGGGGCUUCAUCCACAAACACAUCAUGGUUCUUCCAAGACAAACCUGCGGGCUUUUCACUCACACAAUUUUCUAUAAAGAAUAUCCAGGAGGUCCUAAAGAGCUGGACAAGAGUAUCCAAGGAGGUGAACUUUUCUUCACUGUGGUCCUCAACCCAAUCAGCAUUUUCAUGACCCAUUUGUCUAACUAUGGGAAUGACCGACUGGGAUUAUAUACAUUUGUCAAUCUAGCCAACUUCGUGCAGAGCUGGACCAACUUGCGACUUCAGACUCUGCCUCCAGUGCAGCUGGCUCAUAAAUAUUUUGAGCUCUUUCCUGAUCAAAAAGACCCUCUCUGGCAGAAUCCUUGUGAUGACAAACGCCACAGAGACAUUUGGUCUAAAGAAAAAACCUGUGAUCGCUUACCAAAAUUCUUGGUAAUAGGGCCCCAGAAAACUGGAACCACUGCUUUGUAUCUGUUCCUGGUUAUGCAUCCUUCCAUCCUUAGUAACUCCCCCAGCCCAAAAACCUUUGAGGAGGUACAGUUCUUUAAUAGAAAUAACUACCACAGGGGGAUUGAUUGGUAUAUGGAUUUCUUCCCAGUCCCAUCUAAUGUUACCACUGACUUUCUGUUUGAGAAGAGCGCCAAUUACUUCCACUCAGAGGAAGCGCCUAAAAGAGCAGCUUCUCUGGUCCCCAAAGCCAAGAUCAUCACCAUUCUCAUUGACCCAUCAGACCGAGCAUAUUCCUGGUACCAGCAUCAGCGAUCCCAUGAAGGACCCCGCAGCUCUGAAGUUUAGCUUCUACGAAGUGAUCUCAGCCGGGCCCCGUGCCAUCCUCUGAGCUUAGCGCCUUGCAGAAGAGAUGUUUGGUGUCCCAGGGUGGUAUGCCAGCAACAUCGAGAGAUGGCUUAUUUAUUUCCCUCCCU